Plectropomus leopardus (leopard coralgrouper) is the source of this 429-nucleotide messenger RNA. The record is from RefSeq and is a predicted model, not a curated record. Lineage: Eukaryota; Metazoa; Chordata; Actinopteri; Perciformes; Serranidae.
CAGCAUGUCUGGAGCGAGUGUCUCAGAUGUCAACGACCGCCUGUCGGCCCUGGAGCUACGUGUCCAGCAGCAGGAGGACGAGCUGACGGUAAUGAAAGCGGCGCUCGCCGAUGUCCUUCGCCGCCUCGCUGCCUCCGAGGUCUCCGCCGCGUCCUCGGCCAAGAAACAACAUGGAGGGAAGGGCGGCGCUGCGCUGCGUGAAGCAUACUCAAUGUCCUGUAUUGCUAACGGAGGAACGUCUGGACGCAAGAGAGACUCCACCUCCGUCACCAGGAAGGAGACAGUGUCGUCCGCUGCCAAGAGGUAAUGUGCACACACACACACACACAGUCAGACUCGGGGAAGAGCGCACACAGGUUCUUCGUGUUACGUGUUCGUGUGCUGCAGCGCUGCGGCUGCUGUGAUUUGUCACCUGACAGACUGAUAGUC